Molecule: messenger RNA, 627 nt
Organism: Hippopotamus amphibius kiboko
Lineage: Eukaryota; Metazoa; Chordata; Mammalia; Artiodactyla; Hippopotamidae
Product: antileukoproteinase-like
Exons: 4
Coding region: 9-416 (135 amino acids)
Biological process (GO): antibacterial humoral response; innate immune response
Cellular component (GO): extracellular region
Molecular function (GO): peptidase inhibitor activity
Source: RefSeq, a predicted model, not a curated record
CCCUCAAGAUGAAGCCCGUCAGCCUUAUCGUCUUCCUGGUGAUAUUUGCCUUUGGAUUCCUGAUGCCUUGGGCUGUGGAAGGUGCUACCAGACCAAGAGAUAAACCUGGAAAGUGCCCUUUCAUACGCCCUGCGCUGUGCAUUAGACAAGAACCUCCCCGGUGCCGUAACGACUGGCAGUGUCCACAGAGGCAAAAAUGCUGCCGCGAUGUUUGUGGCAUCAAAUGCAUGAAUCCUGCAGUAGUCACUCCUGGGAGAUGUCCAGUGGUCAUUGGCCAGUGUAACAAGCAGAGACCCAUAAACCACUGCCUGAAUGACAGCCAGUGCCCGAGGGGUCUCAAGUGCUGCAGGAUGUCAUGUGGGAAUUCAUGUGUCCGGCCGCUGCCAGGUCCAUUCGUGCCAGUUAAAAAACAGUAGGACUUCCUGGUCUGUGUGGCCUGGGGAUUUCCUCUUCCCCCUAAGCCUGGAAAAAAAUGAGAGCACCUUGGAGAGGAUGUGAUUUGGUGACCAAUACCUCCCUGGGGGCCAAGAUUUGGCCUGUUUAAUCUGUGUAUCCCCAGCAUCCAACGUGAAGCUUGGCACAUGACAGGAAAUGUUUGUUGAUUAGUGAAUAAAUAAAUGCACCAGG